This is a messenger RNA of Anthostomella pinea, 402 nucleotides long. The record is from the annotation of a GenBank genome assembly. NCBI's taxonomy places the organism in Eukaryota, Fungi, Ascomycota, Sordariomycetes, Xylariales, Xylariaceae.
AUGUUUCCCAGGCUAACUCUUCCGCUUGGACAGGUUGAACGAGGAGACCAGCCACCCCUCGAAGCAGACCAGCAAGAUCGCUUCUCCAGCAACCGGUUGCGAGACGGCUCGUCAUCUGCCCUUGUUGCCAAGGCAGCGUGUCAGGACAACGGCGAAUCACGAGAGACUUGGUGGACCGUAUACUCAUAUGCCAAGCGUUUCCGGCCAAGCAUUGUGCUCCUGGAGAAUGCCAAAGGCCUCUACCUCCGCAAGCACCUGAGCGAGGCUCCGGACACCCCCGCGGUCCUCCUGGUCCACGAGGGAUUCCAGACAGACGACAGCCAAAGGCCACUGGCAGAUCAGAGGAGAGUCGGUGACCGAUGGGCAACCCGUGACGCCCGGGAUCGAAGUGGCAACCCGUGA